Messenger RNA from Diorhabda carinulata, 1362 nucleotides. RefSeq names its product protein Mpv17-like. The record is from RefSeq and is a predicted model, not a curated record. Gene Ontology annotation, cellular component: membrane; cytoplasm. Bases 539 to 1159 code for a protein of 206 amino acids. The transcript is spliced from 3 exons. Lineage: Eukaryota; Metazoa; Arthropoda; Insecta; Coleoptera; Chrysomelidae.
UUUAUAUAUGCUGUUAACAAAACCUUUUGUUGACAAAACAAAAAUUAUAUAUCUAUAAUUUUGACUAUUAAUAAGACCCAUAAAUAAAUUCAAUUUUCCCUUUCUUAAUUCCCAUUUCUAUUAAAUUGGAUGACACCCUUGUUAAUAUAUCGAAGAACACGUUUACAGCCGACCAAAUUUAUUAUGAAUUUCUUGUAUUUAUCCACAAUUUUUUUUUAUUUGUUACUAAAAUAAAAUAUUUAUAUUAAUUAAUAAACAUAAUAUAGAGUUUUAUAACUUUGUACUGUCGUUUCCAUAGAUAAAUCAACAGUAGUUUAUCUACGUCUCCAGCUUGUGGCUAGUAACAAACGUAGCUUAGGCCUGCCGUAAAAAGAAGAGAAUAACCUCAAUAUAAUAUCAACAUACUAUUUAAAUUUUAUCGUAAUGUUAUCAUUACAAUCUGUCUGAACUAUGAACAUUUUGAUUAAUUUGCCUUGACCUUUUAGUUAUAAAAACAUUUAAUAUCUAAAAAAAUGUAGACACAAUUAAUAGUUUAACAAUGAUAUUAAAGAAAUUCAUGAACUUAUACAGCAGAUUAUUGAAAAAUAAUCUCAUACUUGUACAAUCUAUACAAUCGGGAGUUUUUUGUGGAACAGGAGACGUUAUCGCACAAGUAAUUGCUGAAAAGAAAUCUUUUAGUGAGAUAGAUGUUAGACGGACUGGUUGUUUUAUAUUAUUAGGAUCAGGCUAUGUAGGGCCUAUAUUAUCCAUUUGGUACAAAUUUCUUUCAAGAAAACUGGGUGACAAAGGUAAAUUUGUAGUUUUAAAAAAAGUGGCAGCCGAUCAACUUUUAUUCGCCCCACCUUUUCAAAUAGGAUUGAUUACAGUAAUCAACAGUCUACAAGGAAGAGAUUUUGAUUUUAUCAAAAAUCAAAUACGUCAAAAGUAUACGGAUAUUUUGUUAACAGGAUAUAAACUUUGGCCUGCAGUACAGAUAAUAAAUUUCUAUUUUGUACCUUUAAGUUAUCAAGUUUUGGUAGUACAAUCUGUGGCUCUAUUUUGGAAUGCUUAUAUCUCAUGGAAAACACAAUAUGGCGUAGCAAAGAUGCAUGAUUCAUUAAAAUUUGAAGAAAAAACUGAAACACAGCAAGACACUGACAAUGCUAUGACAAACAUUUAAGUAUUCAGAUUAUGGAAAAAAAUGAUUUCAGAUAACAUACAAACAAGAAAGAUCAUAAAAAUACAAAUACCAAAGAAAUAUUGUUACCUUCUUUCAAUUACCAACAAUCUACUAAAUAAACAAGUGUGAAUAUACUUAUUGCAGUAUUUUGAACAAUAAACAAAUUUAAUUUUUUUACCAUCUAUUAAAAAAUAAUAAAGUAA